CUCUUCAACCCGCGGGAUCGGGUGGAGACCAUUGGCGACAAUGCCUGGCACCUUCGAGUGGAGGUUGUGCCGGAGGACCAGGAGGACCUGGAGCAGCAGGGCGUGCUGCACGUGCACUGCCUCCAGGUCGCAGAGGAGCCAAACAACCAGCGCCCCUUUGCCUUCUCCGACCCUUUUAUCAUGCGCCUGGGCCCAGAGGAGACGGUGGGGGAGCUGAGGCAACGCGUGCAAGAGAAGCUGGGGGUGCCAGACGAGGAGUUUGCGCCCAGCUGGAAGCCGGUGCUGUGCACGUUUGGUGGUGCCGAGUUGCUGGCUGAUGAUGUCGUGGUUGCCAGCAGGCUGGACAGCCAGAAGCUGUACGGCCACCAAGAGCGCAACUGCAUCGGGUUUGUGCGGGAGAACAAGAACCCACGCCGCACGCACGCACACCUCAACAGCAGGCUGGCGGCCUGGCAAGGCCAGGAAAAGCAGUUGCGCAUCAGGAGCUGA
Molecule: messenger RNA, 489 nt
Organism: Chlorella variabilis
Lineage: Eukaryota; Viridiplantae; Chlorophyta; Trebouxiophyceae; Chlorellales; Chlorellaceae
Exons: 3
Source: RefSeq, a predicted model, not a curated record